Messenger RNA from Panonychus citri (citrus red mite), 5721 nucleotides. RefSeq lists its product as uncharacterized. The record is from RefSeq and is a predicted model, not a curated record. Gene Ontology annotation, molecular function: catalytic activity. The transcript has 2 exons. The coding region runs from base 2371 to 4332 and encodes 653 amino acids. NCBI's taxonomy places the organism in Eukaryota, Metazoa, Arthropoda, Arachnida, Trombidiformes, Tetranychidae.
UUUUAACCUUUAAAUUGUGAAUAAAAGUUUUCCCUUUAUCAAGUGCGUUCAGGUAAAGGAAAAAAAAGGGAAUCAAAAUGUCCACAAACAGCGAAAAUGGUACUUCUUCUGAACUGCGUAAACUUAAGGAUAGAAAAGUCUCAAAGAAAACAAAAUUCGGAAUUGUCAGAACGUAUGUAGAACAGCAUCUGAACACCAACCUGAAUCCUGAGACACUCAUCACAGAGUUAAUAGCGUUUCCCAUUGUCAAGACACUGCAAGAUGCUGUUAAAGAUGCGAAGUUCAUUUCCACCAUCGAUGAGGCUGAACUACUCAACAUGGUUAAAUUCACUGAUCGACUCAUCACCAUUCAACAGAACAACAAGGAGACAGAGGAAGAGGAAGAAGCCAUCGAGGUUCAAAAUCUGUCAAACAAUCAGAUUAAAAAUCAACUCUCAGUGCAGUUUGACACCAAGCAAGGACCACCGGCUACCUGGUACAGUGUUUCUCACAUAGUUAUACAUCAUACAAUCAUCGUUAAGAUUCCGGGUUUGAAAAAUCAACUAGAGAAAAAUUGGUGAGCUUACCACCGAUCAAGUUGAAAAUCUAUUGGAAAUGGCAAAUGAAGAUGUUGGUUCUGCCGAAGAAGUUCAACCUGGCUUCGAUUCGGCGAAAAUACGAUGUUCGAGCAUAUCUGAUAGAACAAAGAUUUUCAACUUUAUCAGGAAAAUGAAACCCGAAUGGGACACAAAGAUCCCUCCGAUAAACGACCCACAGAUCAAAAUACUUGGCGUUAAGUUUGAUGAGGAGCAAAAGACCCAAUGGAUCCAAAGACUCAUUAUGAAAAAUCGCUGGAAGAAAUGUUGGAAAGUAAACAUCAAGCAUUUUUAUAGAAAUGGAAAAUUUUUUGACGUAAUAAUCGAAAUAGAUCCAGCGUUAAGAGAGUGGCUUGAGCUUCAUGAUGGAUUGGUAGCCGUUGGAUAUAAACGCGCUCGAGUUGUGGACCAUUUCGACAUUAAACAGUGUCGCCGAUGCACCAAAUUUGGACACAUCGCCAAUAAAUGUACACAGCUAAGUAUCUGCCCUUUCUGUGGUGAUAAGAACCAUAUCCAUGAACAAUGCCCGAUCAAAGAUAAAAAACAUAAAUGGCGUUGCCCAAAUUGCCAAAAAAGAGGUGAAAGCGCCUUCGACAUUGGUUGUGAGAAAUUUCAAGAGAAAUUACUUUUCGAACUUGAAAAAAGAAAUUUCCAGUAUAAAAUGAUCAUGGCUUAGCCUAAAGUUCACUUGCACUUAAAAUUAGCCUGAAAGAAACCUAAUCCGUAAACAAAACCAAAAUCCUUUAAUUAAUGGAAUCUCAAUUUACUAAUCACUUAAUCUUUUAGAAAUUUUCUUUCCCUUUGGCAACCUUGUUAAUUACUAACACAAACUCUAGAAUUAUCCUUACUCAUUAACAAUUAAAACUCUUCAUCAUAACAAUUAAGCUCUUACAAUUAACCCAACAAGCAAUUAACACUUAAACCCUAAAACACACAAUCACACUCAAUCAUUAUAAACCCAAGAAAACAAUUAACAAACAACCUCCAGACUACAACCCAAACCAAGAACAUUUUCAUUAACUUUCAAUCAUCAGUUACACACUAAUUAAUCAUUCUUAAGUUUUCACAGAAAAUCACAACAACAAAUUAAUAAUACGAUCACUUCAUCACCGAUUAGUCUUAAGGACUGGUAAUCAUGAACAAAAUAUAUCGUGAAUUACAAGCCCUUCGUUUAGGCUGGAUAAAAGCACCCCAUCGACAGAUAAAACACUCUCUUUUCAAGUUGAACCCCAUGUAACCGACAUCUCUUCGUUUAUAUCCUUCCUGAUUUGCAACAUCCCAGAUCAAUCGAGAAAGAUCAUAAAAAUUCGUCUCCGUAAAAACGGAAGAGUUGAGAUUUUACCAACAACAAUAGAAACCAAGGAGGAAAUCAUUUCAAUCAUCAAUAACCAUUUUUGUAACUCCAUUUUCUACGAUUACAUCCCAACUCCUUCAUCUGUGUACUUUAAAGUGAAAGGUUUAAGGUCAGUGUCUUUCAACAUCAUUUGUAACAACAUCUUAAUCUCCAAUCACCUAGAAGAAGAUCGAGAAACUUUUGUAUCCAAUGUGAAAAUCGACGAAAAUAUUACCACAAUUAUAUUGAACCUCAGUUAUCUAAAUCGAGAAAAACUACUUGACAGUGACGGUCAAAUUAAAUUUAUGGGUAAAACCUUUCAAGUUUUCGACAACUUUAACCUACAAAUAUACUCCUGUCUCUCGGUGAAAUCACCGCAUCAAAAUUGUCAAGCUCUGUGUAUAAACUGCUCAAGACCACAUCAAGGUCAAUGUUUAGCUAAACCUUUGUGCUACCAUUGUAAUGGUGAACACACAUCGUAUUCAUCAAAGUGCAAAACAAUUCAAGAUAAACUCUCUAAAGUCUCAAAAAACUAUACAAUUAAAUAUGAAUGGUUUCUUCCCACCGAAGAUAAACCUAAAUUACCUGAAUGCACGGAAAAUGAAGGAAAUAACAACGAACCUGAUAACCAAGACAUUAAAUUCCAAAUCUUCAAUCCUCGUGUUGGUGGAAGUGAAUAGAGCAAUUGCCAUCAAAUUCACCGGUCGAAACCUCAUCUUAAACGACCAAACCGCCAUAAUUACAUCACCUGAUAUCCAAAUUCAUCAAUGUGACACCUCAGUUAAAAAUUGUACAGCGAUAAUAAUAUCACAACAAAAAAGACAACUACUAAUAAUUGGUUCGUACAUCGCUCACUCAGACCAACUGAAAAACGUAGUCGACUUUGUGGACCUUAUUUCAUCAUUUGUUCACCUACCAAUUGUAAUAACCAUGGACUCAAACUGCGAACAUCCGCUGUGGUCAACGAGGACAAAUUACCCGCGAUUCUCAACUCUCCUGGCUAAUUUCUUCAUCAAAUCGAAUCUCAUUGUUCUAAAUAAACCUCGAGGUGACAAUUUCUCUUACCAGCACAACAACAAACGCUCAUGGAUCGACAUAGUAGCUUCAAACAUUAGAGAUAUAACUUUAGUCGAGGGAGAGAUAAUAACCGAUCAUAGAGAGUAUAAGUUAACAAUUCCAAUGCAGCCACCAUUUAUCGAGAUCAGUAAUACCAAAGAAACAAAAUACAUGAGUAAAUAUAAGCUAGACUUUGUAGCAGAUAAUCCACAUGAAUUUUUUACUAGAUUAGUUAGUUUUCAGACAGAACAUUGCAAAACAAAAGUGUUUCAGAAAGUGACAACAAACAGAAGAAUUAGCAGAUUGAGAACAAAAAUACAAAGAAUGAAAAGAGCUAAAUUACCCAGAGAAAUGAUCAAACCGUUAGAAACAGAGUGUAUUAGAUUAAGGAUAGGAAAAAAGAUAGGGACUCAACGCUACAUGUUCAGAUACAGAAAAGAUUCCACUAAAGUUUGGCAGUUUAUCAACAAACUACUAAAUCUAAAUUCGAACAGAAUAGUAAUCAGUCAGCAAAUUCAGCCCGAUACGAGCUCUUUCAGUAAAACUUACACACACAAUAAAGUUGAAAUAGGUAGUCCAUCGAUUCUGAGCGAAAAAGAAAUUGAUCUAAUCACCUCGAUGAACUUUAGGAAAACCUCCGGUAAUGCAGAUGAAUUUUCGCUAAAGAUUUGGAAAAAAUUCUGGAAGGUGAACAAGGAAAUGAUCACAAGUGCGGUUAAGACCUCCUUCGAGGAAGGUGUAAUCUCUCCAGCGAUAAAAGUCUUUGGAGCUCAUUUUAUUCCAAAACCGGGUGGGAGCCUUAGACUUAUCAAAAUAUCGAACUUCAUCCUCAAAAUCUUCGAUAUAAUCUUAACAAAACGCAUCCAAUCAACCCUAAACAAAAUUUUGGUACCAAACUCACAAUUUGCCUACCAAGCAUCAGUAAACAAUAUCGAUCUCCACAUCAUUUUGAGACAACAUCUUGAUAACGGAAUCGCCAUCUCAAUUGAUGCUACAAAAGCUUUCGAUUUUAUAUCCAUGGAAACAAUAUACUCUGAAUUAGAGAAUCAUGUCGACCCUGGAACUUUAUCCAUGAUAAAAUCAUUCCACACCAACCGCUGCCUAAGAUACAAAUCCUCGAACGAGACUCUGUACAGAAACGAUGAUAUGGGGACAGCAGCGGGUUCGUCACUUGGCCCAAUAUUAUUUAUAGUCGGUCUAAACAGCGCCAUCAGAAAACUAACCGACUUGAACAUACGCAUUCUUGCGUUCGCUGAUGAUAUUAUUAUCCUGGUGAUGAAGCUAAUCAUAGUGAACAUCUUAGAAUUACCUCAGAAAAACUCUCAGAGAUUAAUCUUCAAAUUAAUCACAGUAAAACUCAAUUCAUAAGACACCCACUGACCAUCAAUACAAAGGUGGUCGGUAAAAUAGUCUCUUAUGCCCUAAACGAAAGAUCUUUGGCUGAAAUAAUUCACCUCUUCUCAACGAGAAUCACACCUCAACUGAGAGUAAUAAAUCGUCUACCGAUCCACUACCAGCGCUUAAUCAUCUCUGCCUUCUACUCGCACAUGUUAUACCACCUUGGACCUCAUGCCCUCUACAGAAACUUUAACUACCUCAACUUCAUCAACAAUGUCCAAGAGAUAGUAAACUCGAAACUCAAAGCUGCUUUUGGCUUAAGAAAUCGAGUUACAAAAUGGGCACCAAUUCUUGUCUUUCGCUGUACAAACCCGCUGACAAUCUGGCUACAAGCUAAUCUGGAAGCUAUUAAAAGAUCGAAUUCUAACCCCCUGGACUGGCCAGUGGUACAACUGUUAACGGAAAAACUCACAUUUAACCCACCCAAUGAAACGGAAAUAGAAAAUUUUUGGAAGAGAAAAUGUACCAAUUCGCCAUUAGAACAAGUUUAUAUCUGCAUUAAUAAGGAGAGUUUUACAAUUGACAAUGAAAAGACUGUUUAUCUAGUGGACUCAAGUCCCUCCAAGACAAUUCUAAUUGCCCUGUUCAUGCUUAUAAAUAAGCACAAAAAUCGUAUAGUGAACUACCAAUUACCGGAGAACGUGGUCAAAUUUCCUCAAGCCGAAACAACUCAAACCAUCAUCAGAAUGUUAGCGCAACAUCGAGUGAUGUACACAUGGAGCCCAGAGUUAAUCAGCAGAUCAAUUCCAAUGGACGUCGACAGAACCAUCACCCUCAACAAUAAAAUCAACCUCAAAAAAGAUAUUAGAUGUCACAUGGCAGAAACGAUAGAAGAAGCUACACUCAAAACACGAAAACCGUCGAUAUUUACGCUAUUCUUUCCGGAGAAAAUGCCGAAAAGUUACAACAGUCUACAUGGAGUCAGCCUGAAAAAGAUUCUGAAUCUAUGCACGGAUAUAACCAUGCACGCAGAAAUAAUUGGUCAAGCCAAAGGGAAAAGAGGAAGGAGUUACCUACACUAUCUCAGAGAGUGCAAAAGCACGAGAGAUCACUGGAGCGAAGAAUGGGAUUUAACUAAAAUCAAUGACAAAAAUGUAAAAGAAAAAAUUCAAAAACUUGAAAAAAUCAGUGAAAUACUAAUAAACAAAUCAGCAAAUGUAAACUGAACGAUUAGUUCGGUGCCCUUGUGGCGAAAAUGCCUAAUGCAUUUGUCUUCAUGGCGGAAAUAAACAAUUAGCUUUUUUAAUUGUUCAAAAAAGUUAAUCAAACAAUUGAAUCUUUUUGAUUUAAUUAAAUUAAAUCUAAUUUAUGUUUUUGUUUCUAUCAUUUAAUUUGAUUAUUGAGGAUUUGGAAUAAAGA